Messenger RNA from Aspergillus terreus NIH2624, 333 nucleotides. RefSeq lists its product as uncharacterized. The transcript has 3 exons. The record is from RefSeq and is a predicted model, not a curated record. Lineage: Eukaryota; Fungi; Ascomycota; Eurotiomycetes; Eurotiales; Aspergillaceae. Bases 1 to 333 code for a protein of 110 amino acids.
AUGCGCCUUUCUGCUUAUAGUCUUCUCCUUACAGCAUUUGCUGGAAUCGUCUGGAGUGCUCCCACCGAUGGUGGUGAGAAUGAGCUCAUGAAACGCCAAUGUGUUGGUAGUGCAAAUGCAGCGCAGCCAGCCACUGCUAUUGUGAAUGUAAUUGCCACUAUGGAUAAGGGGCGGGGAUACCCGGAAGCCGGCACUCGGAAUGUGCUUGGAGGGCAGAGGGACGACAGAGCUACGUCCGAAGUUAUGCUCAGAGUAACUAGUAGUAGGGUGGGAAUGGGAAGGCUGGCGAUGUCAACUUCGUUCGUUCCAAAUGGAGAAAUUCGUAUCGGUUAA